Messenger RNA from Aspergillus sclerotioniger CBS 115572, 1632 nucleotides. RefSeq lists its product as uncharacterized. Gene Ontology annotation, cellular component: mitochondrion. The coding region runs from base 1 to 1632 and encodes 543 amino acids. Lineage: Eukaryota; Fungi; Ascomycota; Eurotiomycetes; Eurotiales; Aspergillaceae. The transcript has 6 exons. The record is from RefSeq and is a predicted model, not a curated record.
AUGGCGACGAGGGUGCACUAUUGGUACGGCUGCCAUAGAUUGAAUGUCACAUCUGAUUUGUUCGUAAUCCUCCCCGCCAAUCACCGUGGCUGUGCCAACUGCCACGUUACAUCCGAAUCAUCGGAUUUAUUUGAGUACACGUCCGGGCGAUGGAUUUAUAAUGACGCGUUGAGGCAUCGUGAGAGGAAACGUGUAUUUAACGUUCCGGAACUUAAGCGGCUUGCGGCUCGAUCCGUGCACCAAAAGGAAGAAGAUGUGGUUGGGUUCGAGAAACUGGCCGAGGGAGGCUUUAAUCGAAGCUUUUUGAUCACCAUGCGGGACAGUUUUCGCUUCAUUGCCCGCGUGCCAUACCAAAUCACUCAACCAAAACCACUGGUCAUCGCCAGUGAAGUGGCCACAAUGAACUUUCUUCGUUCGCAUAAUAUACCAGCCCCCAGGGUCUAUGGGUUCUCAGCUACUCCAGACAAUCCAGCUGAAACAGAAUACAUAUUCAUGGAAUUUGUUCAGGGAAGGAACGUGGGUGAUAUCUGGUUUGACUUAUCCGAAGCAGAAAGGACCAAAAUAAUCACGAACCUGGUGCAGCUAGAAUCGCGGCUGUUUGCUUUGAGGUUUCCAGCAAGUGGAAGACUCUAUUAUUGCACCGAUUGCCCAGAGAGCAGCCGAGUCAUCAUUCCAACCCAACUUUCGACGGAGAAACCCCGUUUCUGUAUCGGCCCUGAUACGUCACUUGGGCUGUGGUAUGGCAGAAGACUUAACUUACCGGUAGAGCGUGGACCAUAUAAGGACUGUUUGGCAGUUCUUACUGCCGGUGCCACCAAAGAGAUUGCCUACCUGUCCAAAUUCGGACAACCCCUUCAGCCCAUUCAGCGUCUUCGUCGGGAGACCUACGACUAUCAACCACAAUCACAUCUCGAUUACAUCGCCACUCUGCAGCUGUAUCUAAAAGUCGCGCCGAGCCUCAUCCCUCACGGUAGCCCAGCCCUCCAUCGUCCGGUCUUACGGCAUCCCGAUCUGCAACCGAACAUCUUUGUGUCUGAUGAACUGGAAAUCAAUGGAUUGAUCGACUGGCAGCACAGUACCGUUCUUCCGCUUUUCUUGCAAUGCGCUAUCCCAAACAGCCUGCAGAAUUAUGGUGAUGAUGUUUCCGAAUCUCUCCGAAAGCCCACUCUGCCCAUUAAUCUCGACCAAUUGGAGUUGGAAGAACAGCAUCAGCAGACCGAACUCUUUCGGAGGCGUCAUCUUCACUACCUCUAUGUCAAGACGACAGCAGAAAUGAAUACCGAGCAUUAUGAUGCAUUGGCCUAUGACUACAGCACGCUCAGACGAUGGCUUUACCAAUACGCAAGCGAUCCUUGGGAAGGUGACAACAUGACUUUGAAAUCAAAGCUCAUUACUCUGGCGAAAAGGUGGACGGACGCACAGACCGAAGCGGAUGAACAAUUGAAACAUUGUCAGCAGUUGAUUGGUGUUGGGAACGAAGGCUGGGUCCCGGUUGACUACUAUGAGGCGGCCAAAGCACGCGAAAGAACAUUGAAGGGGGACGCCCUUGCUGCGGCCGAGACGACAGGGGAGAGAAGACUAAUAGAACAGAACUGGAUUUUUGAUGAUUUCUCCGAGGACGAUUACAUGUGA